Sceloporus undulatus (fence lizard) is the source of this 938-nucleotide messenger RNA. It is a transcript of the gene UBE2L6, whose product is annotated as ubiquitin conjugating enzyme E2 L6. Gene Ontology annotation, molecular function: ubiquitin conjugating enzyme activity. The record is from RefSeq and is a predicted model, not a curated record. Lineage: Eukaryota; Metazoa; Chordata; Lepidosauria; Squamata; Phrynosomatidae. Gene Ontology annotation, cellular component: nucleus. The coding region runs from base 117 to 638 and encodes 173 amino acids. Gene Ontology annotation, biological process: ubiquitin-dependent protein catabolic process; protein polyubiquitination. The transcript is spliced from 4 exons.
GCGAUCUGGCCCCGAAGGGCUUUGGGAAUGCAAGGGGAAAAGAAACUCCCUCCCUGCAGGAGUGGCCUCGGAGCCAAGGAGCUGCUGCUUUCGCUUCUGGUGGCCCUCAGGACAGAAUGGCAGCCACGAACCGGAGACUGGCCAAGGUAGACUGUCCCCCUCCUCUGGGCCCAAGGCUCCUCGGGAGGGAGGGAAGGCAGGAGCUAGAUGAGAUCAAGAGGAAAGGGGGCCGAUGCUUCCAGGAUAUUGAGGCAGAUAAAACCAACAUCAUGCUUUGGAAGGGGCUUCUAGUACCGGAUAACCCUCCAUACAAUCAAGGGGCAUUCCAGAUUGAGAUCACUUUUCCAGGCGAAUACCCUCUCAAGCCCCCCAAGGUAACUUUCAAGACUAAGAUCUACCAUCCCAAUGUGGAUGAGAUGGGUGAGGUGUGCCUGCCAAUCAUCAGUGAUGUGAACUGGAAACCGUACACAAAAAUAGACCAAGUGAUCCAGGCACUCAUAGCAUUGGUGAAUAACCCUGAACCAGAUUAUCCGUUGCGUCCCAACUUGGCUAAGGAGUUCACCAAGGACCGUGAGAGUUUCCUGGCCAAUGCAGAAGAACACACCCGCAAUUUCAGCGAGAAGCGGCCAAGCGAAUGACCCACCCUUGCCAACAAGCGAGUGAUCUGGCCAUGCCAACAAAUGCCAACCCAAACUUCUCUGCCUGCUUAUUGUACCAUCAAUUUGGAGAGCCACCCCUGUAUGUUCACAGUACUGUAGAUGUGUGGGAUGAAACAGAUUGCUCCCAAGAUUGCUUAGUAACAAAGUAAUAUACUUGAUAAAACCCUGGGUUGCUCUUGUUGACAAAACUCUGCAUCCGAGGUGGAACAGGACUCCAGAAGUUGUAACGUUGGGAAGAUACAAUUUCCUGCUUCAGUGUAAUAAAAUACAGGCAAACUC